This is a messenger RNA of Suillus bovinus, 870 nucleotides long. RefSeq names its product Isochorismatase hydrolase. The record is from RefSeq and is a predicted model, not a curated record. Lineage: Eukaryota; Fungi; Basidiomycota; Agaricomycetes; Boletales; Suillaceae. The transcript has 6 exons. The coding region runs from base 1 to 870 and encodes 289 amino acids.
AUGAGUCAGGUCCCUAUACACGAUACCCCAAUACUCGGCAUGGCUACGCGUCCUAGGGUUUCAAAGGCUAUUGAAUAUGGGAACACACCCAACUUCUGGGUUGAAUACCCCUCCGGCCUUGUAGACCUCACGCGUUCGCAGCAUCUCACGACUGACGGAGUAGAACCAUCUUUGGUAAGCUCGACACAGUUCGACAUCCCUGUAACUGGGGACCGUACCAUUCGCGUGGACAAGUCCAAGACAGCUGCAGUGAUAAUUGAUAUGCAGAACUUCUUCCUGCAUCCCGAACUCAGAGUGCAUAAAACCGGCUUGGCCUGUGUUGACCCGCUUUUGAAGGUUAUCGGCCCUCUUCGAAAGCAAGGAGUGAAGAUUCUUUGGGUGAAUUGGGGCCUCACCGAUCAAGAGCUGAAGACCCUUCCCCCUGCUGUAGUCAGGGGAUUCAUGAAAGGAGGGUUCGGAGGGUUCGGCACUGAAAUGCCUGGCAACUUUGGCAGGUUGCUCAUGCGAGACGCUCGCAAUUCGGAGUUGUAUGGCCCUUUGCAAGAAGAGUAUUUAAAAGGAGAGAAAGAGGGAACCGACGUUUGGAUUCACAAAAAUAGGAUGAGUGGGAUAUGGGGACAUCAGACAGCGUUGGACCUCUAUCUGAAGGAGAAUGGAAUUACAACAUUGUUUUUUGGAGGUGUGAACGCUGACCAGUGCGUUUCGGGUACCUUCAUCGACGCUUACUUCCAAGGCUACGAUUGUGUUAUGGUCGAGGACAUCACGGCGACAACUUCUCCAGCUGGCGCUCUUGAAAACGUCUUAUACAAUGCUGCAAACUCUCAAGGUUUCGUUACCAAUACGUCCAAUAUCAUCAAUGCGAGCGGCUGA